This is a messenger RNA of Mandrillus leucophaeus (drill), 4471 nucleotides long. RefSeq names its product periaxin (gene PRX). Gene Ontology annotation, cellular component: nucleus; cytoplasm. The transcript is spliced from 8 exons. Lineage: Eukaryota; Metazoa; Chordata; Mammalia; Primates; Cercopithecidae. Bases 270 to 4271 code for a protein of 1333 amino acids. Gene Ontology annotation, biological process: regulation of RNA splicing; peripheral nervous system myelin maintenance. Gene Ontology annotation, molecular function: protein binding. The record is from RefSeq and is a predicted model, not a curated record.
GCUCUUGAGGUGUCUGGAGGCUCAGCGAGCCCCGGACCCAGGAGGCCCAAGGAGCUGGAGGUGACCCUCAGGCAGCAAGAACCCCGCGGAAGGGCGUGAGCCCUGCAGACAGCUGUGCGGCACCUCGGGCUGGGCUCCUGUUAGGAGGAAGUGCCUGCGCCCAGGCAGCGGCUCAGAGGCAGCUGCUCCAUGCAGAACUGAAGCUGGUUCUGCAGCAGAAAGGGGAGAGGACACAGGAGCCUGGGGUGCAGGUGCCUCCCAGCAACGCCAUGGAGGCCAGGAGCCGGAGUGCAGAGGAGCUGAGGCGGGCGGAGUUGGUGGAAAUUAUCGUGGAGACAGAGGCGCAGACCGGGGUCAGCGGCAUCAACGUAGCUGGCGGCGGCAAAGAGGGAAUCUUCGUUCGGGAGCUGCGCGAGGACUCACCGGCCGCCAGGAGCCUCAGCCUGCAGGAAGGGGACCAGCUGCUGAGUGCCCGAGUGUUCUUCGAGAACUUCAAGUACGAGGACGCACUACGCCUGCUGCAAUGCGCCGAGCCUUACAAAGUCUCCUUCUGCCUGAAGCGCACUGUGCCCACCGGGGACCUGGCGCUGCGGCCUGGGACCGUGUCUGGCUACGAGAUCAAGGGCCCGCGGGCCAAGGUGGCCAAGCUGAACAUCCAGAGUCUGUCCCCUGUGAAGAAGAAGAAGAUGGUGCCUGGGGCUCUGGGGGUCCCCGCUGACCUGGCCCCUGUUGACGUCGAGUUCUCCUUUCCCAAGUUCUCCCGCCUGCGCCGAGGCCUCAAAGCUGAGGCUGCCAAGGGUCCUGUCCCGGCCGCCCCUGUCCGCCGGCGCCUCCAGCUGCCUCGGCUGCGUGUACGAGAAGUGGCCGAAGAGGCUCAGGCAGCCCGGCUGGCCGCCGCUGCUCCUCCCCCCAGGAAGGCCAAGGUGGAGGCCGAGGUGGCUGCAGGGGCCCGUUUCACAGCACCUCAGGUGGAGCUGGUUGGGCCCCGGCUGCCAGGGGCCGAGGUGGGUGUCCCCCAGGUCUCAGCCCCCAAGGCUGCCCCCUCUGCAGAGGCAGCUGGUGGCUUUGCCCUCCACCUACCAACCCUUGGGCUCAGAGCCCCGGCUCCGCCUGCUGUGGAGGCCCCAGCCGUGGAGAUCCAGGUCCCCCAGGUGGAGCUGCCUGCCUUACCCUCACUGCCCGCUCUGCCUCCACUUCCCUGCCUAGAGACCCGGGAAGGGGCUGUGUCGGUAGUGGUGCCCACCCUGGAUGUGGCAGCACCGACUGUGGGGGUGGACCUGGCCUUGCCGGGUGCAGAGGUGGAGGCCCGGGGAGAGGCACCUGAGGUGGCCCUGAAGAUGCCCCGCCUUAGUUUCCCCCGAUUUGGGGCUCGAGCAAAGGAAGUUGCUGAGGCCAAGGUAGCCAAGGGCAUCCCUGAGGCCAGGGUGAAAGGUCCCAGACUUCGAAUGCCCACCUUUGGGCUUUCCCUCUUGGAGCCCCGGCCUGCUGCUCCUGAAGUUGUAGAGAGCAAGCUGAAGCUGCCCACCAUCAAGAUGCCCUCCCUUGGCAUCGGAGUGUCAGGGCCUGAGGUCAAGGUGCCCAAGGGACCUGAAGUGAAGCUCCCCAAGGCUCCUGAGGUCAAGCUUCCAAAAGUGCCUGAGGCAGCUCUUCCAGAGGUUCGACUCCCAGAGGUGGAGCUCCCCAAGGUGUCAGAGAUGAAGCUCCCAAAGGUGCCAGAGAUGGCUGUGCCAGAGGUGCGGCUUCCAGAGGUGCAGCUGCCGAAAGUCCCAGAGAUGAAAGUCCCUGAGAUGAAGCUUCCUGAAAUGAAACUCCCUGAAGUGAAACUCCCGAAGGUACCUGAGAUGGCCGUGCCCGAUGUGCACCUCCCAGAGGUGCAGCUGCCGAAAGCCCCAGAGAUGAAACUCCCUAAAAUGCCCGAGAUGGCUGUGCCAGAGGUUCGACUCCCCGAGGUGCAGCUGCCAAAAGUCUCAGAGAUGAAACUCCCCAAGUUGCCUGAGAUGGCCGUGCCCGAUGUACACCUCCCAGAGGUGCAGCUGCCCAAGGUCUCCGAAAUGAAAGUCCCUGACGUGAAGCUCCCGGAGAUAAAACUCCCCAAGGUGCCUGAGAUGGCCGUGCCCGAUGUGCACCUCCCCGAGGUGCAGCUGCCGAAAGUGUCAGAGAUUCGGAUGCCGGAAGUGCAACUACCGAAGGUUCCCGAUGUGCAUCUUCCGAAGGCACCAGAGGUGAAGCUGCCUAGGGCUCCAGAGGUGCAGCUAAAGGCCGCCAAGGCAGAGCAGGCAGAAGGGAUGGAAUUUGGCUUCAAGAUGCCCAAGAUGACCAUGCCCAAGCUAGGGAGGGCAGAGUCCCCGUCACGGGGAAAGCCAGGCGAGGCGGGUGCUGAGGUCUCAGGGAAGCUGGUAACACUUCCCUGUCUGCAGCCAGAGGUGGAUGGUGAGGCUCAUGUGGGUGUCCCCUCUCUCACUCUGCCCUCAGUGGAGCUAGACCUACCAGGAGCCCUUGGCCUGGAGAGGCAGGUCCCAGCCACUGAAAUGGGCAAGGUAGAGCGGGUGGAGGGCCCCGAGGUCAGGGAAGUGGGCUUCCGAGUGCCCUCUGUUGAAAUUGUCACUCCACAGCUGCCCGCUGUGGAAAUUGAGGAAGGGCGGCUGGAGAUGAUGGAGAUGAAAGUCAAGCCCUCUUCCAAGUUCUCCUUACCUAAGUUUGGACUCUCAGGGCCAAAGGUGGCUAAGGCAGAGGCUGAGGGGCCUGGGCGAGCCACCAAGCUGAAGGUAUCCAAGUUUGCCAUCUCACUCCCCAAGGCUCGGGUGGGGGCUGAGGCUGAGGCCAAAGGGGCUGGGGAGGCAGGCCUGCUGCCUGCCCUCGAUCUGUCCAUCCCACAGCUCAGCCUGGAUGCCCACCUGCCCUCAGGCAAGGCAGAGGUGGCAGGGGCCGACCUCAAGGUCAAGGGGCCCAGGUUUGCUCUGCCCAAGUUUGGGGUCAGAGGCCGGGACACUGAGGCAGCAGAACUAGUGCCGGGGAUGGCUGAGUUGGAGGGCAAGGGCUGGGGCUGGGAUGGGAGGGUGAAGAUGCCCAAGCUGAAGAUGCCCUCCUUUGGGCUGGCUCGAGGGAAGGAAGCAGAAGUUCAAGGUGAGCGUGCCAGCCCGGGGGAAAAGGCUGAGUCCACGGCUGUGCAGCUUAAGAUCCCCGAGGUGGAGCUGGUCACACUGGGCGCCCAGGAGGAAGGGAGGGCAGAGGGGGCUGUGGCCGUCAGUGGAAUGCAGCUGUCAGGCCUGAAGGUGUCCACAGCCAGGCAGGUGGUCACCGAGGGCCAUGAGGCGGGGCUGAGGAUGCCUCCGCUGGGCAUCUCCCUGCCCCAGGUGGAGCUGACCGGCUUUGGGGAGGUGGGUACCCCAGGGCAGCAAGCUGAGAGUACGGCCCCUUCAGCAGAGGACACAGCAGGCUGCAGGGUUCAGGUGCCCCAGGUGACCCUGUCUCUGCCUGGAGCCCAGGUUGCAGGUGGGGAACUGUUGGUGGGUGAGGGUGUCUUCAAGAUGCCCACCGUGACAGUGCCCCAGCUUGAGCUGGACGUGGGGCUAAGCCGAGAGGCACAGGCAGGCGAGGUGGCCACAGGCAAGGGUGGGCUGAGGCUGAAGUUGCCCACACUGGGGACCGGAGCUGGGGUGGGGGGCGAGAGUGCUGAGGAGCAGCCCCCAGGGGACGAGCGUACCUUCCGCCUCUCACUGCCCGACGUGGAGCUCUCACCACCCGGGGGCAACCACGCCGAGUACCAGGUGGCAGACGGGGAGGGGGAGGCUGGACACAAGCUCAAGGUACGGCUGCCCCGGUUUGGCCUGGCGUGGGCCAAGGAGGGGGCCGAGGAGGGUGAGAAGGCCAAGAGCCCCAAACUCAGGCUGCCCCGAGUGGGCUUCAGCCAAAGUGAGAUGGUCACUGGGGAAGGCUCCCCCAGCCCCGAGGAGGAGGAGGAGGAAGAGGGCAGUGGGGAAGGGGCCUUGGGGCGCCGGGGCCGGGUCCGGGUCCGCUUGCCACGUGUAGGCCUGGCGGCCCCUUCUAAAACCUCUCGGGGGCAGGAGGGCGAUGCAGCUCCCAAGUCCCCCGUCAGAGAGAAGUCACCCAAGUUCCGCUUCCCCAGGGUGUCCCUAAGCCCCAAGGCCCGGAGUGGGAGUGGGGACCAGGAAGAAGGUGGAUUCCGGGUGCGGCUGCCCAGUGUGGGGUUUUCAGAGACAGGGGCUCCAGGCCCGGCCAGGAUGGAGGGGGCUCAGGCUGCGGCCGUCUGAAGCCCCUGGGCAGAUGGGGAUCCCUUCUUGCCUUCCUUUCUCUACCCCCUCGCUGUUGUGUGUGUGAUAACUAGCACUAACCCUAAGAGGGCUGGGAGGUGGGUGACUGACCAUGGCCGGCGGGGAGGCCUGCUCCUGUCUCUCUGGCAGGAGUGCCUGUACCCCACCAAGCCAUGUGAAUAAAAUAAUCCGGAAGUAGC